This is a messenger RNA of Ceratina calcarata, 406 nucleotides long. RefSeq lists its product as uncharacterized. Lineage: Eukaryota; Metazoa; Arthropoda; Insecta; Hymenoptera; Apidae. Bases 1 to 327 code for a protein of 108 amino acids. The transcript is spliced from 2 exons. The record is from RefSeq and is a predicted model, not a curated record.
AUGAAUGUGUUAGAUCAAAUUACCAACGAAGGAACUACACUUGCGACUAUAUACAGGAAAUGUUUGUGGCUAACGGUGACACUAUUUGUCUCGCUUUCUUUAUAUAAUCCUCUUGUGGAUCUCAUCGCGCCAUUAAAUGAAACACGGCCACGGCAACACUUGUUUCACGUGAAUUACUUGUUUCUAGACGAAAUGGAAUACUUUUGGCCGGUGUUCGUGCAUUUAAGUUUCGUUGCUGUCGCGACCGUGAUAAUCAUAAUCACCAUAGAUUCGUUAUACAUUGUUAUAAUACACCAUGCUUGCGGAAUGUUUGCGGCAUGUGGGUAAAUAUGAUUUGAUUCUGUUCAUUGGAUAGGAAGAUAUUAUAAUGUCAUCGCAAUAUACAGAUGUAUAGUUUGGAAGCUGC